Messenger RNA from Astyanax mexicanus (Mexican tetra), 1166 nucleotides. Its product is annotated as olfactory receptor 2AT4-like. Gene Ontology annotation, molecular function: G protein-coupled receptor activity; olfactory receptor activity. Gene Ontology annotation, biological process: G protein-coupled receptor signaling pathway. Bases 7 to 1005 code for a protein of 332 amino acids. The record is from RefSeq and is a predicted model, not a curated record. The transcript has a single exon. Lineage: Eukaryota; Metazoa; Chordata; Actinopteri; Characiformes; Acestrorhamphidae. Gene Ontology annotation, cellular component: membrane.
AAGACAAUGAGUAUGCAAAGCCCAACAGAUUCAAUUCAGAAUAAUUCUCUUAUUCAUCCUCCAGGUUUUUAUAUCAUUGGUCUUAUCUCUAUGCCUUUUGCAAAUGUAUAUGUCAUUUUCUUAACUUUGCUUUAUGUCAUAACUGUCAUUUGUAACUGUUUUGUAAUCUGCAUUAUUUGCAUGGAUCACCAUUUGCAUGUUCCCAAGUUCAUUGGAGUGGGGAACUUAGCAGUGGUGGAUUUGAUCCUCAGUUCAUCUCUCAUCUUUGCUAUGAUUAAGAUCUAUCUGUUCAAAGACAAUUUUGUGGAAUUUAAAUUGUGCUUGGUGCAAAUGUACAUAUACUAUUCUUUUUUAACACUUGAAGCCUUUUCCAUUGCCAUUCUCGCUUUUGAUCGAUUAAUUGCAAUAUGUUUUCCUCUGAGACAGAACACCAUUAACACGCCUACCACCAUGACUGCUAUUGUAGCUGCAAUGUGGACACUUAGCCACGGUGUCACAAUUUUAGCUGUUGCAGCUAUGACGUAUCUGUCCUUCUGUAAUUCAGUUCAAGUCAACAGCUAUUUCUGUGACUAUGGACCAGUUUUCAGACUAGCUUGUAAUGAUAAUUCACUACAGUGGACCCUUGCCACAGUUCUGAUUUUGUUGUGCAAUAUUGUCCCUCUGAGCUUCAUUGUUUUGUCUUACACGUGUAUUUUAAUUUCUGUAUUCCAAAUGAAAAGUGUGGAAAGUCGAUUUAAAGCUCUUGCCACAUGUACAGAACAUCUUAUUCUUGUGGCCUUUUUCUAUAUUCCUAUGUGUAUCAUUUUCCUGGUUGGACUUUUUCGAGUUCCAAUCAACCAGGAUCUGAGAAUAGUUGGUUUGUCUAUUUGUUCCUUUAUCACACCCUGUACAAACCCCAUUAUCUAUUCACUAAAAACCAAAGAGCUCAAGAGCAGAGUUUAUUUUCUGAUCAAUAGAACAUUUCAUAUUCAGAGACGUUCUGUUCAUCCACUUCAUAAGACAUGAACAAUUAUCAAUUUCCAGAGGUGUAAAGAUUUAUAGUUUUGAAUAAGUAAAACUGAAGUCAAUUGUAAUGUUAUACAUAUGUUUUAUAUUCAUUUAAUUACACCUUGGGACAGGUUUAAUGUUGUUGGGUUAUUUUAUUUUUCUAUUCUCUCACACAUAAG